AUGCGCAGCCCACGCAGGGGAGGGAGCGUCUUCAAUGAAAGUGGCAGGGUCUUGCAAGGAGUGACUUGGUUUUACUGCGAGUGGUGUUAUGACGAAAUAAAGGAUCCCUGCAUGGUUCGCGGAGAAUGUCUUACACUACAGAACAAGUGGAGGCAGCUUUACAUCAGCUGUACCACGCCACACAGGGCUACGCCGAAGCAAAUCGUUAUCUCACGUUGUUUCAUGCGUCACCUGAGGCCUGGAGCAUAGCCUGGCAACUUCUGGACACGAACAAGGCCCACGAAGUCCAAUAUUUUGGUGCCAACACACUGCAUUUUAAAAUCUCGAGGCACUGGAAUGAAAUUCCCGAAGAUCAGUAUGGUGCGCUACGAACCAAGCUGCUGGAAACGAUGCUGCAAUAUUCAAAAGGGCCAAAGUUUAUUCUAACAAAAAUAAUAGUUGCUGUGGCAUCGUUCGCUAUUCAUGUGAUACCGAAUUUUUGGCCGUCUGCUGUCUCCGACCUUAUCGUUACAUUCCAGCCUUCAGUCGUGGGAAAUGUUCCGCCACUUGUGUUGGAGGACAUCCUGCUAGAGCUUCUGACUGUUAUUCCCGAAGAGUUGCAGAGCAGCGAACAAAGCAGCCGUAGCGCAUCACGUGCUGGCCUGGACUCUGCUUCGAACGUCGUCUUCGGCCUCCUGGAGAGCAGAGCCGAUAUGGGACACCGGGCAUUGCGCUGCUAUUCGUCGUGGGCACAGCUGUCACUGGACCCCGAACCACACCUACGUCUGCUUCCCCGUUUGAUGCAGGCCGUAACCGACCCAGAACUCUGUUGCGCCGCUUCCGAAGCAUUAACCAAUGUUGUCAGCCAUCCUGAUGCACAUCAGUUUCCAAACUUCAUCCUUCGGGUGGUCGAUAACCUGGCGCAGCUCAAAGAGUUCUUGAACAAAAUGGCAGCUUCAAAAGAAAUGGAAUUAUGCCAGGCAGUGUACGGGCUCCUCAUCGAAGUGGGUGAGAACCACUCGCGUCUCCUCGUCGACACCCUCCUCACCAAACCGCAGCAUAAGGACAAUGUCCUCACAAUCCUCAACCUCAUCCUGCAAUGCAGCGGAACGCCGGGGCACUUUCCGGUGGACGAGAGUUGCAGCCGUCAAGCUCUCGGAUUUUGGUAUGCCCUGCAAGAUGACGUGUCCGCCGCGGAGGGACCCCGCGCCGAAGCGCUGUUGUUGCUGCUGCAUCCCGUGUGGCAAGCCCUAGUGGACACGCUACUCCGUAAAGCACAACUACCACUCGACGACUCACACUGGGCAGAAGAAGAGAAGGACGCCUUACGUUGUUAUAGACAAGACAUCGGAGACUCCUUGAUGUACUGCUACAACGUCCUGCACGAGAGCAUGCUUGCAGGCCUGGUGGCGCACCUACAAGUUUCCGCAGACGCCGUUCGUAACGAUGCCACGAGAUGGCCGCAGCUCGAGGCCUGUCUGCUAGCAUUUCAGUCCGUUGCGGCAUCGGUGGACGUACAGGAAGACCGAUAUGUCGGUGCAGUCCUGGCAGGCGCACUCCCCGCGCUCCCCGCACACCCGAAGGUGACGCCAUCGGCCCUGGCGUGCGCAGGAGCAUACGGGGAAUGGUUGGCACAGCAUCCGCAGACCCUGCAGGCGUUGCUGCCAAUGCUGUUGGCGUCGCUGCAUACGAGCGAAGUUGCCCCAGCUGCAACACUCGCCCUCAAGGAUGUGGCACGGGAUUGCCGAGACACCCUGGGUCCCAUGGCGCAUCAGAUAUUGACUGCUGCGAGUGAAGCUCUGGCGGGAAGCGUCCUCGGAGAGCGUGAGCGGAUCCGCAUGAUGGGCGUAGUUGGACAUACGUUGUCAUCGGUUGAGAAGGGCCAAGUGGGACCGUGGCUGCAGGCUCUAGUGGGGCCCCAGAUCCGUAUCCUGCAGGACACUGUAGCUCAGGAUCCGACCUCGGGGACCCUCUCGCACGUGCUGCUGCGGCUCAACAUGCUCACGAUGCUCUUCUCUACGCUCGACACUCAAGGGGAAGAUGAAGAAUGUGGUCAACGAGACAUGUUGCCCGUUGAAAUGGUCAUCCAGGAACUUGGACCGACACUUGUGUCCUUGUCGGAAAAGUAUGCUACAGAUGAGCGUGUUGUUGAGACCCUGUGUGAGUGCUUACGGAAAGCUUCUUCCGGUCUUGGCCCUGAACAUGCCUGGGACACCCUCGCACUUCUAGUUUCGUUGUACAGCAGGAACCCGCAGGCUCCGAUCUUAGAAGCGUGCCAGCAGCUUUUCCUACUGGCUGGACCGCAGGACACUCGCAGUACCGAGGCACUUUCUGUGCUCUGCAGCACCACGCUGGCAACUGCAGCUGCUUCACAGAAUGAUUUUAGGGAGCAUACAGUCAUUUUAGAGGCAUUCUUCCAAAUGCUAGCUCAUGUGGUCAGAAAGUUGACUGCAGUACUCAACACAAACAAGAUAGACCUUUCCACGUUGUUCAUCUGCGCUGCGGCAACCAUAAUGCUUCCGGAGAAGCCAACAGUCAAGUCAGCCGCACAGUUCCUAGGCGAAUUUAUAUUGCGGAGUAGAGAGUACCCCGAAAUGCUCAACGUCGUCAACAAUCACGGAGGGCUGCUGACUGAGCAAAUUAUCAGGGUAAUCGGCAGCGGAGAGUCUCCGCGAUCUGUGGUCGAGCCCAUGGCGGACUUGUUGCUCAUCUUGAACAAGAAAUACUUCGACAAUCUAUGUCGGUGGCUCUCCGCACUCGUGCAGCGACCAGACUUUCCGAGUUCACGCGCCACAGCUUCUGACAAAGAACACUAUGUUCGGCUUAUGAUCAAAGAACGUGCAAACAAGAGACGUAUGCGAGAAAUCGUUGCAGAGUUCAGCCUCCUCUGCCGAGGGCUCAUCGGUACGGAGUAUGCGGCGCAGACUUUCAAGGGCUUCUGAGCCAAGUCUAUGGCCAAAGAUGUCUAUGACAAACGUGUAACUUUAUUUGUACAUAGCUACGCACUCCCCCAAUGUAUAAAACAGACGCUAUACAACCACC
Ornithodoros turicata is the source of this 3021-nucleotide messenger RNA. RefSeq names its product importin-13-like. Gene Ontology annotation, biological process: protein import into nucleus. The record is from RefSeq and is a predicted model, not a curated record. Gene Ontology annotation, molecular function: small GTPase binding. Lineage: Eukaryota; Metazoa; Arthropoda; Arachnida; Ixodida; Argasidae. The transcript has 20 exons. The coding region runs from base 126 to 2921 and encodes 931 amino acids. Gene Ontology annotation, cellular component: cytoplasm.